GCCGGAAGGGCGCCUCGGCUCUUCCGGAAGUCGUUGCCGGCCGUCCUCGCGCUCCUCAGCCGCCGCCGCCGCCGCCGCCAUGGGGAAGCCGCGCUUCCAGGGCCGCCGCGCCAGCCUCAACCCAUCGCGCGCCAGCACCAACCCGGAUCGCCCAGCCGGCGCCGGAGGCCACAACAUGCGGGACCGCGCCACCGUCCGGCGCCUCAAUAUGUAUCGACAGCGGGAGCGCCGGAACAAUCGUGGGAAACUGGUCCGACCGCUCGAGUUCCAGUCCACAGUGGCACCAGGCACCAUAGCCCGUGUGGAGCCCAACAUUAAAUGGUUUGGAAACACACGUGUGAUCAAACAGUCCUUUCUCCAGAGAUUCCAGGAGGAGAUGAAGAUGGUGAUGAAGGAUCCUUAUCGAGUGGUCAUGAAACAAAGCAAGUUGCCCCUCUCUCUGCUCCAUGACCGGAUUAAACCUCAUAAUUCCAAAGUCCACAUUCUUGAUACAGAAACCUUUGGAACAACCUUUGGUCCAAAAUCACAGCGGAAACGACCAAAUCUCCUGGCAAGUGAUAUGCAGUCUCUGGUGGAAAAUGCCAUAGCUGAGGCCAGCAACUACAGCCAAGACAAAGACCGGGAUCUGGUGACAGAGGAAACUGGAGUCAGGGUGGAGGUGCAAGAAGAAAUCUACAAAAAAGGACAGUCUAAGCGGAUCUGGGGAGAACUUUACAAGGUGAUAGAUUCAUCAGAUGUCAUUGUGCAAGUGUUGGAUGCCAGAGAUCCCAUGGGGACCCGUUCCCCUCACGUGGAGGCCUACCUAAAGAAGGAGAAGCCUUGGAAGCAUCUCAUUUUUGUCUUGAACAAAUGUGAUCUUGUGCCCACAUGGGUGACGAGGCGCUGGGUGGCAGUGCUGUCUCAGGAGUAUCCGACCUUGGCUUUUCAUGCCAGCCUCACAAACCCUUUUGGAAAAGGCGCCUUCAUUCAGCUCUUGCGGCAGUUUGGAAAGCUGCAUGUAGAUAAGAAGCAGAUCAGCGUGGGCUUCAUUGGAUACCCUAAUGUGGGGAAGAGCUCUGUAAUCAACACACUCCGCUCCAAGAAAGUCUGCAGCGUGGCUCCCAUUGCUGGUGAAACCAAGGUAUGGCAGUACAUCACUUUAAUGCGCCGUAUCUUCCUUAUUGACUGCCCAGGUGUGGUGUACCCCUCAGGAGACUCGGAAACAGAUAUUGUACUGAAAGGAGUUGUUCAGGUAGAAAAAAUCAAGAGUCCGGAAGACCACAUUGCUACAGUGCUGGAUAGAGCCAAGCCGGAAUACAUCAGGAAGACAUAUAAAAUAGAGUCCUGGGGAAAUGCAGAGGAUUUUCUGAAGAAGUUAGCAUUCCAGACUGGGAAGUUACUAAAGGGAGGAGAGCCUGAUCUACAUACGGUCAGUCGGAUGGUGCUGAAUGACUGGCAGAGAGGCCGCAUCCCGUUCUUUGUGAAGCCUCCAAAUGUUGAACAAGAUUCUCAGCCCACAGAAGCUGCCUCAGAUGUGACUAUAGGCUUGAGUCACAGUGAGAACCCAGGGAUGAAAGAACAAUGUGAAGGACAAGCUGGGAGUAAUGAGUGCUCCAAUGUGACACCAAAAUGGCCUUUGCCUCAAGUACCACAGAACUAUGAGAAGAUCACGGUGACCUCUCAAUUCUUGGAAGAGGAUCUGGCUCCUGUGAAUAUACUGGCUGUCAGUGAAACAGACAGUGGUACAGAGGAGGAAGAGGAGGAGGAGAGUUCCCCACAUGGGAGGCCAACUUGUGAGGCUAACACCAGAGAAGUUCCAAAGGUAGUACUUAGGUGCCUGGAUGAGAAGAUUGCCAAGUACAAGAGAUUCUUGGAGAAGGCAAAGGCCAGGAGAUUCUCAGCAAUAAGAAUCCCUAAGGGGCUGAAUGAAAAAAUAUUUGCAAAAUCAGAGUUGGAUUCAGUGGCUGUUGAAACUCAGAAGACUAGAGAAAGAGCUUUGUCUCUUACUACUUUUAGGAAAACUGGGAGAAAGAAAGAAAAGGAAGAUUUCAGAGGGAGAGGAACAGCAGAGUUCCAGCGUCUUCAAGAAACUGAAUUCAAAGGAGAAGAGAAGAGCCGAGCGGAAGCAGCACUCAAAGAAAGUUGGUGUUCGAUAUUAUGAUACUCAUAAUGUCAAAAAUAGAAACAGGAACAAGAGGAAAAUCGACACUGAAGCCCAGAGGUUUAUAACCCAAGAUAAAUAUACAUCUUGAAAUUGUUAUCUUUAUAAAUCCACAUAGUAAACAUUUACAACAUGAAAACUA
This is a messenger RNA of Ahaetulla prasina, 2282 nucleotides long. RefSeq names its product G protein nucleolar 2 (gene GNL2). Gene Ontology annotation, molecular function: GTP binding. Bases 80 to 2140 code for a protein of 686 amino acids. The record is from RefSeq and is a predicted model, not a curated record. The transcript has 16 exons. Gene Ontology annotation, cellular component: nucleolus. NCBI's taxonomy places the organism in Eukaryota, Metazoa, Chordata, Lepidosauria, Squamata, Colubridae.